This is a messenger RNA of Raphanus sativus (radish), 899 nucleotides long. RefSeq lists its product as uncharacterized. The transcript has 7 exons. The coding region runs from base 36 to 665 and encodes 209 amino acids. The record is from RefSeq and is a predicted model, not a curated record. NCBI's taxonomy places the organism in Eukaryota, Viridiplantae, Streptophyta, Magnoliopsida, Brassicales, Brassicaceae.
UCACGAUGCAAAUGAGAUAGGGAGGAGGAGGAGCAAUGUCGUCUUCUUUGCUGCGGUUUGAAGUCUCAAGGCCGACUUCUUCUUCUUCGUAUAAGAACUUAGUAAGCUCCCGCAUCUUCGGGCUUGCUACGUUUUCUUUGUCAUGGGCAAGCAACACACCUCACCACAUAAACACAAAGCGCAAGCAAAAGCUCUGUGUCAAAGGUUCAGCACAAGAGAUUCCGCAGCAACUAGAGGAAGAUUCAAAGUUUGUACCUUUGGAUCCUGAGGAUCCUCUGUUCGGCCCUCCUGUUUUGCUGUUGCUUGGAUUUCAAGUUCAUGAAGCACAGAAGAUACAAGAGCUUCUUAAGGAGCUCGAUGGCGAAUUCAUGAAGAUUAUGUUCUGCACAGAAGAUAUGAUCCCGCGUUCGUUAUGGGAAGCAGUUAACACAAGACAGACUGACCUCAAGAGAGUUAAAAUUGCGGAGUCGCUGCCACGGAUCUGCUUCUUGUCUGGUUUGACAGGAGAAGAGAUGAUGAUGUUCAUUGAUGCAUUUCCAGAAACUGGGCUAGAACCAGCUGUGUUUGCAGCUAUGGUUCCGAACAGCGCUGAUAAACCCAUCUCAGAGUUGAUGGAAGAAAUCAUGGGAGAUCAUGAGUUGUUGAACGGGAGCGGUUCCAGCUGAAGGUUUCUACUGAUGAAGAGAAGAGGACAGCUCGGGAAUGGCUCUGUAAGUCGGCUCUUAUGAGUUUUGUUCCGCUAUGGGAACUCACUUGAUCAUAUAAAGAGUGUUGUGUUACUUUUAUUUACAAAACAGAGAGAAUUUAGUCAUUUGAUUAAUCUUCGUGUACAUUACAAAACACUACUUACGUGGAUAAAUAGUCAGUAUUUGUCUGAUAACAUAAAGUUACAAUGAAAA